Messenger RNA from Momordica charantia (bitter melon), 1127 nucleotides. The record is from RefSeq and is a predicted model, not a curated record. NCBI's taxonomy places the organism in Eukaryota, Viridiplantae, Streptophyta, Magnoliopsida, Cucurbitales, Cucurbitaceae.
GGAUCUCUCCAUAGCAUUCGCAUGGCUGUUGGGGUCAUAGGAAAUGCUGCUUCUUUGAUACUUUAUGCUGUUCCUAUAUUGACUUUUUGGAGGGUGAUAAAGAAGAAGAGCACAGAGGAGUUUUCAUGUGUUCCUUACAUUCUUGCCCUAAUGAAUUGUCUUCUUUACACUUGGUAUGGCCUACCAGUUGUAAGCAAUGGCUGGGAAAACUUCCUUGUUGUCACCAUUAAUGGUUUUGGAAUUCUUCUUGAGUUCUCCUUCAUUUUCAUCUACUUCUGGUUUACUUCAGCUCAAGGAAAGGCAAGUUUUCCCAAUUUAUAUAUAUCCCUCCAUUUCUACUCGGGCUUUGAUUUUUUUCAAUUUACGAUCCUUAACGUGCCCCUCAAGAUGGUGGCUCUUCAAUUAUUGGGCUCACCAAUCUUGGUCGAUCCUCUUUUUCAAUUGAAUGCUCUUGUUACAGUUUUCUGCUGUGUGGGAAUGAUCUCAACUUUUGUUCUCCACACUCACCAUCUUCGUAAGCUCUUUGUGGGAAGCAUUGGCCUUGUUGCUUCUGUUGCUAUGUAUGCUUCUCCCUUGGUAGCCAUGAGACAAGUAAUAAAGACAAAGAGUGUUGAGUACAUGCCGUUCUAUCUUUCAUUCUUCUCCUUCUCCGCGAGUUCCCUGUGGUUGGCUUAUGGACUCCUCACCCAUGAUCUCUUCCUUGCGUCUCCAAAUCUAGUGGGAAGCCCAGUAGGGUUGCUACAAAUUGUGCUGUAUUGCAUCUAUAGGAACAAAGAACAACAACAUCAAGUUGUGAAGAAGGAAGAAGAAGAUGUGAAAGAGCCUCUGCCCAAUUGGGACUUGGAAAAUAAGAAGAAUAAUAAUAAUGCUUGAUCACACCCACAUUCCAAAAUAGUUCCCAAAGUUUAGUGCAACAAUUUGAUCUCUCUAAUCUCAAGAAGAGAUCAUCUUCCUAGAAGCUAAAAGUACAUCGGGUCUACAUAUAUACUUGACGGUUCUUUUUCGUGUAUUUUAGAUAUAGUUUUGAUAUUUAGAACUUUUAUUCUCUUCUACGAGUGCCUCUUGUAGAGGUGAAAAGUAUCAGUUGAAUGUCUUCUCGAGAAAUUAAAAGUAUUUCAAACUUCUAA